Galleria mellonella (greater wax moth) is the source of this 7551-nucleotide messenger RNA. RefSeq names its product protein transport protein Sec16A (gene Sec16). Gene Ontology annotation, biological process: autophagy; COPII vesicle coat assembly; Golgi organization. The record is from RefSeq and is a predicted model, not a curated record. The transcript is spliced from 27 exons. Gene Ontology annotation, cellular component: ER to Golgi transport vesicle membrane; endoplasmic reticulum exit site. The coding region runs from base 317 to 6562 and encodes 2081 amino acids. Lineage: Eukaryota; Metazoa; Arthropoda; Insecta; Lepidoptera; Pyralidae.
UUAAUAUGGCGACACUGCCAACAGGGCACCUUCGAUCGAUGGACUGCUGUCAAAAAUUUCUUUGAAAUAUUUAUAAAAUAAAAGUAACAAUAGACGUAGUUAGUCAGUUGAGUUAAUUUGAGCCUCUCUUAUAUGCUAUUCGUUGUAAUAGUUCUAUUCGAUUAGAGUGUAGAGUGUGACGUUGUUGAAAAUCGAGAGUGAAAGUGUUCGUGUGGUCCGGUUCCAUGUAGCACAGUGACGGGUCGUUCGUCGCAAUUUGUGGUAGCAUAUGUGAGCGGCUGUGUCCAAUGUUACGUAAGCGGUGGUAGCGCUCGGCAUGUCGUGGAUGAAGCGGGCCGGGGGCGCGCCGCCGCCCGCCGAGCAGCCGCGCUACGCCCCGGGCCAGUCGCCGCAGCCUCCCCGGGCUCAGGCUUUUGGGAAUCAGCAGAGUAUGUAUCCAAAUUAUUCUUCAAGCAAUACUCCGCAACAGCAGUACUGGCAAACACCACCACAACAGCAAGCCCAAUACAAUCAACAGUAUGGCCAGACAUACCAGCAGCCAUCAGAUUAUGCCAUGAAUGCCAAUCAGUUUUACCAACAACAGCCACCUCCACAGUAUAGCCAAAAUUAUUCUGGCCAGUCUUUUGGUACAAGCAAUCAGCAAGGCUAUCAACAAGGUUACUAUCCAAACCAGAAUCAAGGGAUACAACAACAAAGUUAUCCCCAGAACAAUCAUGGCGCAGACGGGUGGGAUGACAACUGGGAUUGGGGUUGGGAAGAUUCAUCUAAGGCUCAGAAAGGUGUUAUACAGAACACGACUCAAAUGACAGCGCAGCCACCACCACAACAACAAACACAACAAGUUUACAACAAUGCAAAUGUUAUUGAAGAAAGUUUUGCAACUACUGAUGGUUGGAACUGGGCAAUGGAGGAUAAGAAGGAAGCUGUAGAACCACCAGUACCUCCUACUCAGCAGAAUAAUCCAGCAACAUUGCCUGUUGAUAAUCCUCCUUUUGAGAAUAAUUCAGUCACUCAGGCAAAUGCUCAAAAUGUUAGUGCUCACUCUAUCGAGGAAGUGAAGACAUUGAAUGAUAAAGAAAUAGUUAAGGAGUGUUUGCCUAAUUUGGCACUUGGAAAGCGCUUUCAUUUAGACAAUCUUACACCUCAGUGGUCAAUAGAAUCACAAAUGUCUCAAGAGUCUAGUGAUGGACCGCAUACUCAUUCUGAAGGUACAUAUAGAAGUGAAAAUCAAUCUAGAAAUUCUAAUAAAAGUAGUCCUGGUCUUAAUACAGAUAAUUCUAAUUUUAAUUAUUCUCAGCCGAGCCUUGAUGACAGUUAUCCCCAGAAUCAGGACUGGUCAAAGAAUUCAGUAGAAGAGCCUACUUUAGUAGAUAAUGUAUUGAGCGACAGCAGACAAGAGAGUAAUGACGAUCUUUCUGCUUCUCUGCAAGAGAUGAGUAUAACUAAUAGUGAAAAUCCUGCCCCUAAUUCUCUAACUGGUACAGAAUUAAAUGUGGAUAAUAAACCAGAAAAUACACUGCAACCACCUCCUGCAGUUUCUCCCACUAAUCUACUACACAGUGCAGCUGUGAAACAGCCCUCUCCAGUGCCACGGCCACCAUCUGCAUCAUCUUCAAAUGUACCACCAGUGCCUCCUACAUCCAUGUCAUUGCCUCCUCCUCCAUCUGCAUCAGCAUCUAUGCCACCAACUAAUUUCCCUCCUGCUGUAACAUCUCAAAAUCCAUUCAAAAGUGCAGGACCUAUAUCUCACAAAAAUAUAUCAAAAGCGUCCCCUGGUAAUUUAGCAGCAGGCCAAUCUUUUUCUGCCCCAAUUUCAAGUGCUAGUCUAACAUCCCCAGCUGUUGUAAACAAAGUCUCGCAGCAUAGUCGAGUACCGGUUGGUUUUAGUGCAAAUUUAGAAACAACUCCUGAUAAUUCUGAGCGACCUGACCAACCACAGGUAUUGCCUUUUAGGCCGAUGCCCAUUGCCCAACAAGUUCCCGAAAACUUGGAAGUGGCACCAAAAAAUGAUAGAAAUGAAUAUCUGCAAACAGCACAUCUAUCCAGUGGGGACUAUGGAGAAAAUACUGAUUUCAGUCGCACCAUGCCUCCACCUGGACUGCAGAGAAUGGUAUUAGGACAACAAGAAUCUGAGUACAAUCAAAAUAUCAAUAUAUCUACUGAUGGGCCCCCACCAGGGUUCACGAGAAUGGUCCCCGGUCAACAAACUGAGGUGGAGAAUGUGUAUAAUCAACCUAAUGAUAAUUAUUUAGAUCGACAUAUAGAUGGCCAACCCACUGAUGGCAAUGGAAGGCCUUAUAGACAGGCUGAUGGUCAGCAGACAUCUGACAACUAUAGUCAGCCUCCACCUUCCAGAGGUAAUGAGAGGCGGCCUAUUGGAUUGGACAGGAUGGUGCCUGGUGAAUCAAGUAACAUUGAAUAUUCUCAGUAUCCAAGCUCUAAUUAUGCUGGUACCAAUGAACCAAGGGUUGUGACAGGUGUUGAUCAUGAUUACUCAAUUUCAACAGAUGCUGGGCCAUCAGAUAUUAGAGAGCAGAAUGUUGACGGAUCUGAUUAUACCGAUCAAAGUCUUAGAAAUGCUCCAAGGAAUAUCAUAGGAGUACGGGAUACAGACAUAUCUGCAGAUUUUAAUGCUGCACCAGAGGAGCAACAAAGGGAGGUAGUUAUGGAAGGUGAAAAUUUGCAGGACUUGAGUGCAAUAUCAUCUACAGACCUGACAUUCUCCAGGGAACAAACAUUGGAUGGUGCUGAUGAGAACAUAACAGAUACUGGAAUUGACAGGAAAACUGAUGCUUCAGAUUCCAUUGAAAAUCCAGCAAGUAGCUCGAGAAGACAAUCGCUAAACCAUGUGAAUACUUCUGGUGACGAUUCAGAGAGGGAUCGGUUAUUCAAAUCGUCUCCAAGGCGAGAUAGACAUAAAUUAUCUAGGGAUCGUGAUAGGGAAAGGGAUAAGGAAGGAAGAUACUCUAGAGGUGAUAGGAAAUAUGAUAGAGAUCCUGACAGGAGAUCGGCGCGAGACGACAGGUGGUCAGAGAAAGACAUGCGAGAAAGAGACAAACAACGUGACAAGAGAGAGAGGGACGAGAGUCCAGACUCUCGCCGUCAUCGGCGCAGCGCCAGGAGCCACAGAUAUGAAACGGAGGACACUGACUACUACAGCGACCGAGAAAAGGAACGAAGACGUUACAGAGAGGGUUCGUACACGUCGUCGAAACCCCCUCGGCCCGACGACAAGGAGCGGCGCUACGAGGACCGGGACCGCGGCCGCCGCUACCACACCAUCGAGCGCGACCGCCGCUACGACGACAACCACGACGGAACGAGCCGCCGCCGCGACCGCCCGCGUGACCGCGACCGCGACCGCAACCGUGACCGCUACGGCGAGCGCAGAUACCGGGACAUCGACCCCUCCAGGAAGUACGGCAACCUGAAGAGGGACAGGGACGAGGAGGAACGCAGGAGAGGCGAGUACGAGUCGCCGUCGCGCGCGGAGUCCCGCGAGCCGCGCGGCGACGACCGCGAGCGCCGCCACCGCCGCCCGCGACACUCGCGCGCAUACUACGACGGGUACGGGAGCGGCGUGUACGAUGACCCUUACGCAGUGCAGCGGCAGCAGUACCAGUACUACGAGCACCUGCGGCUCACCAACCCCGCCGCCUACAUGCAGGUCUACAAGCAGCUCAUGGCCGGGCAGCAACCGCCGCCGCCGCCGCCCGAUUUCCUUGCGAAAGGGCUGAUGUCGCUGCGCGACUACCAGGCGGAGGAGCGCGGCAGCGUGCACUCGGGCCGCUCCAGCGCCAACGACCUCAAGACCGACACGUACUACGGCGGGUACCGCGCGGCGAGCUCGCACCGGGACGCGCCCUCCGUGCGCACCGACUUGUCCGACAGGGAGCUGAACACGGACGCGUCGCUGAACCUGCAGCUGGAGGAGUCCACCGUGCGCUCGGAGCGCAUGACGCCCUUCAAGUUCUCCACCGCGCACAUCAAGGGUAACAUCGGCACGCGCGACGUGGUGGUAGUGCGGCCGUCGUACCCGGUGGACGGGCUGCCCGCCACCGUGCAGGUGCUGUCGCUCGCCGCCGCCGUCUCCUCCGCCGCCUCCUCCGACGCCGCCGAGCUCGCCGCCUUCCCCGGACCGCUAGUCAAAGGCAUCACGCACAAGAAGAGCGUGAUGGAGUACUGCUUGUCGCGCGUGAGCUGGGCGCGCCGCGCGGCGCCGCACGACGCGCUCGGCUACGUGCUGCUGUGGGAGCUGCUCGCGCUGCUGCUGCGGCAGAACGGGGUGGUGGUGGGCACCGACAUUGCUGAGCUGCUGAUGAAGAACAAGCGAGAGUAUGAAUACAAGACGACAUUCACUAAACCAACGCACGACGGCAGUCGGCGCGAGUCGUCGCUGUCGGGCUCGGCGCGCGACGACGAGCGUGACGGCGAGCGUACCGACCGUACCGACCGCACCGACCGCACCGACCGCACCGAGCCGGACGACAACUCCUCGUACUCGGACAACACGCCGCAAGAGAGUGCGCCGCAAAUAUCAGAGGAGGCAGCGCUGGACCGGCUGCGCGAGCUGCUCAUCUACGGCAACCGCCAGGAGGCACUCGAGUUUGCGAUGAGCAACGCGCUGUGGGGCCACGCGCUGCAGCUGGCGGCGCACUGCGAGCGUCGCACGCGCGCCGCCGUCAGCGCGCGCUUCGUGGCCGCGCUGCCGCGCAGCGACCCGCUGCACACGCUGUACGCCGCGCUCGCCGCGCGCCUGCCGCCCGCCGCUACCUGCGUGUCCGACGAGCGCUGGGGUGACUGGCGGCCGCACGCGGCCAUCGUGCUCGCCAACGGCUCCGCCAAGCCCGACCAGGACCGCCGCACACUCGUGCAGCUAGGCGACAGCUUGGCGGCGCGCGGGCUGCUGUACUCGGCGCAGUUCUGCUACAUGGCGGGCGGGCUCGAGCCGCAGCGGCACCCGCUGGCGCCGCUCGCGGCGGCCGAGCCGCCCGCCGCGCCGCCGCGCCUGUCGCUGCUGCUGGCCGACCCGCGCGCGCCCACGCUGCCCCUGUUCGCCACCAACCAGGCCAUCUUCGCGACGGAAAUAUACGAGUACGCCAUGUCGCUCAACAGGGACUACGUGAUCGAGGAGUUGCAGGUGUACAAGCUGGUGGCGGCGAGCCGGCUGGCGGACGCGGGCGCGUACGAGCGCGCGCUGGCGUACACGGAGCAGGCGGCGCGCGCGCUGGCCCGCGCCCCCCGCCGCCCCGCGCCGCGCCUCGCGCGCGCCCUCGCGCACCUCGCCGACAGGCUCAAGUACCACGACCCGGCGCUGCAGGACGACGCCGCCGAGGAGGACGACGCCGGCGCAGCGCGCGGCGACGACAGCGGCGAGCCCUCCCCGCGCCACCAGCAGUGGCUGCACGACAUUCAGCAGCUCGCGGCCGACGCGCGCCCCCCGCCGCCGCCCUCGGCGGAGGACGUAUCCUUGCAGACGACGCCGGUUCACCAGCACCAGCAGCAGGUGGAGUACUAUGCGCAAUACGGCGGUUGGCCAGCGGCGGACCAGGUAACACAACCCCAGUAUCAGCAACAGACUCAGCCCUAUCAGGAGGCGACGGAGCAGGUGGACUACUCGCAGUACUACCAGCAGCCCGCGCCGGAGUCGCAGCCGCAGCUACAGCCGCAGCCCGAGCCCGAGCAGGCGCCGGCGCCCUACGGCGACGAGUGGGCCGCCCGGCCCGCCGACGACGCGCAGCAGUACGACAACGGCUACUGGCAGGGGGACUCGCACUACGGCUACGGCGAGGCGGCGGCGGGUGGCGCGGGCGGCGCGGGGGACGAGGCGCGGCCCAUGAUCACGAUGCCGGGCGCCAGCGCCGCCAAGUCCACGCUCUACGCCGACUACGACGACGACCGGCCGCCCAGCGCUGAUCAGCCGGAGCGCGACACGGACACGCCGCAGUCGAGCGCGAAGCCGGACAAGGCGAAGGAAGAGAGCAGCAGGCCGGAGAGCAAGGGCAAGGGCGGCUGGCUGGGCGGCAUCCUCACCAAGCUGUCGCUGCGGCCGCCCAACCAGAUGAUACUGCCCGACGACAAGAACCCCACUAUCGUGUGGGACGAGGAGCACAAGUGCUGGCGGGACCGCGCCGAGCCGGCCGCCGCGCCCGGCGCCGCGCCGCCGCCGCCGCCGCCCGCCGCGCCGCGCGCCCUCGCUGCCGCCGCUCGGAGCUCGUCCCCACCGCUGGCGGCGGCGGGUGGGGCGCCGCCCACUGCGCCCGUCUCGAACAUAUUCAAGAUGCAAAAAGGAAGACACAUAAAGAAGUCGUACGUGGACGUGUUGAACCCGGGCGGCGCGGCGCGGACGCCGGCCGGCGCGGCGCCGGGGCCCGCGCCGCCGCCCGGCGCGCCGCCCACCUACUUCGUGCCCGCGCCCGCGCCGCUACAGGUAGUGCAGUUGUCAAUGCCUCCGUCCCCCCGCGCUCCGCCCCGUCCCCCCUCCUACCCGUCUACAUCCGAGGCCGCUAUCUACGAUCCAACGCAAGUGGCCGACGACGACCAGUACCGCAGCGGCAUAUAAGGCGGCGCGUCGGGCCGGCGGCCACUCGGCUAGCCACUUGCCCCGCUACUUGUUCGCCGCAGCGCUCCGACCGUGCAACUGACUUAAUUGUGAAUCGACAAUUGAUAUUAUUAGUAUGAUCGUGCGAGGCAGCAGUCGCGCUAUAAGAAAUGAAUCCGUACGCCACCAGGGGACGCUCUGGGCAGCUCUGAGCGGUCUGAGCGGUCUGAGCGGUCUGAGCGUCGAGCGACGGCGCUCAACAUAUUUAAUUUGACGAAAUGAAUUAUUAAAUUUGUGAAUUCCAUUAUCAUUAUUAUUAUUUUUUUUUGUCGUUAUUUUGAUUUAUAAUUAUUGGAUUGUUUAAAAAAUUCGGUGCAAAUUUUCAAUGUAUUUGUUAGUGGAACAUAUAUAUAUCAAUUUUCAUAUAUUUUAUUUUAUAUAAUAAUUAUGUAGCAAUUUUGAGUUUAAUUUUUCCAAAUACACUGUCGUUAAUUCGCUUUAUCUUCUGAACGAUCGAUGCCGAUUGUAAUGCAUAAGUUUACCACAACAAAGGCAUGAAAUAAUCAAUUUGGACGCAUCACAGUGGGCAUCGAGUGUACUUCGCUUUAAUUGGGUGCAAUAGAUUUCUCUGUCGCUUUACUUGUAGACAAUAAACUGUUUCCGAUUGUCACAGAUCUAUUGCUGUGUUAUUCAUGUAAGAAUUGAUUUUAUCAUUAUUUUAAUAGUCCCGUGAUGUGUAUAACGAGAACGUAUGUACAGAUAGUAAUCGUGUGUUGGCUAUAUAUAGCGGUGGCAGGCGAGGUUGUAUAAAAUAUUAAAUGCCUUAGUAAAGUAAUCGUUAGUAAGCCGCCAGUGCUGUGUACAGAGGCGGCGCGACGCGCGGCCGCGCAUCUAUGUGUAUAUUUGAAGCGGCGGCGGUCUCGCCCCGUUGGUAUGUAUUUGGAAAUGUAUUAUAUUUAACAUUCGAAUUCGUGGAAAAUAUUUAAAUAAAAUGUUUAUGUUAAUGCUUA